UUGCUUCCUUUAAAGAAAAAAAAAAAUCUAAGAUUUUCGUUUCAAUCUGCGAGAAAGAUUUUUACAUUUUUUUCUCACUCUUUCUCUUUUGUUUUUCUUUCAUUUCCGGCAUCUCCGAUCUGUAAGGCUACACCCACUGUUAAGAGAGACAAAAAUUAAAGUUUCUUUUUUGCUCUAGGUGACAAGAGGUUUCGAGUUUUAUUCGCUGUUUUAUUAGAAAUAAACGACGACAAUGAAGAACGCUGAAAGACUCGCCAAUUUGGCUUUAGCAGGGUUGACAGUGGCACCACUAGUUGUGAAGGUAGACCCCAACUUGAAUGUUGUUUUGACUGCAUGCCUAACAGUAUAUGUGGGUUGCUAUAGGUCUGUCAAACCUACUCCACCAUCGGAGACAAUGUCUAAUGAGCAUGCUAUGCGUUUUCCAUUUGUUGGGAGUGCGAUGCUGUUAUCACUUUUCUUACUGUUCAAGUUCUUAUCAAAAGACUUGGUUAAUGCAGUUUUGACAUGCUAUUUCUUUGUGCUUGGGAUCAUUGCUCUUUCGGCAACAGUACUGCCUACCAUAAAACGCUUCUUGCCAAAGCAUUGGAACGAAGACCUUAUCAUUUGGCAUUUUCCAUUUUUCCGCUCUUUUGAGAUUGAGUUCACAAGAUCUCAGAUCAUAGCUGCAAUCCCUGGAACUUUUUUCUGUUCAUGGUAUGCUUUGCAGAAGCAUUGGCUGGCUAAUAAUAUUCUGGGUCUCGCUUUCUGCAUUCAGGGAAUUGAAAUGCUUUCUCUUGGAUCUUUUAAGACUGGUGCCAUUUUAUUGGCUGGGCUUUUUGUAUAUGAUAUUUUCUGGGUCUUUUUCACUCCUGUGAUGGUUAGUGUUGCAAAGUCUUUCGAUGCUCCUAUAAAGCUUUUGUUCCCUACAGCUGACUCUACCCGACCAUUUUCCAUGCUUGGACUUGGUGACAUUGUAAUUCCUGGUAUUUUUGUAGCACUAGCAUUAAGAUAUGACGUAUCUAGGGGGAAAGAGAGGCAGUAUUUUAAGAGCGCAUUUUUGGGGUACACGGUGGGGUUGGUCCUUACAAUUGUUGUCAUGAACUGGUUUCAAGCUGCACAGCCUGCACUUUUGUAUAUUGUACCGGCUGUUAUUGGAUUCUUGGCUGCUCACUGUAUAUGGAACGGAGAAGUUGGACCGUUAUUGGAGUUUGACGAAUCAAAGAUGGCGGUUGUAGAAGGCAGUGAAGACAAACCUAGCAAGAAAGUGGAAUGAGGUAUAGAAGGCAAGGCAGACAGUGAAACUACUUUUAGCUUGAGAAGGAAUUAGUGUUUACGUUAAAAGGUCAAUCUCUUGGCUAACUUGUUUUACUGCAAUACCUUUGUAACAGAUUUUGGAAUUAAGCAAGAAAUAAUAUUUAGCUUCUUAAGCAGA
Gossypium raimondii (Peruvian cotton) is the source of this 1411-nucleotide messenger RNA. RefSeq names its product signal peptide peptidase. Gene Ontology annotation, molecular function: aspartic endopeptidase activity, intramembrane cleaving. NCBI's taxonomy places the organism in Eukaryota, Viridiplantae, Streptophyta, Magnoliopsida, Malvales, Malvaceae. The transcript is spliced from 12 exons. The record is from RefSeq and is a predicted model, not a curated record. Gene Ontology annotation, biological process: membrane protein proteolysis. Gene Ontology annotation, cellular component: lumenal side of endoplasmic reticulum membrane; cytoplasmic side of endoplasmic reticulum membrane; membrane. Bases 233 to 1252 code for a protein of 339 amino acids.